This is a messenger RNA of Diabrotica balteata, 1734 nucleotides long. The record is from the annotation of a GenBank genome assembly. NCBI's taxonomy places the organism in Eukaryota, Metazoa, Arthropoda, Insecta, Coleoptera, Chrysomelidae.
GAUUCGCUCCUCGCAACAAAGAUAAUUAUUAUUUAUAGUAUUUUGUUUAAAACUAACAAAUUGUUAUGUGUUAUUUAAAACCCACGUACAUUUCGAUUAUAAGUCGUUCUUUGCAUCAUAUUUAAGUGAUAUAAAAUACAUCAGACACACAACUGAUACAUUUAUCAGAUUUAACAUAAUUGUAAAAGCAAGAUGAUUUUUGCAUAAUAUGUCGAAAAUAUUGGUACCUGUUAAAGAACACACAUAAACUGUUCUGGAAAGUUUUUUUGUGUGCGUUGGUUGUCCAAAGAUGAGGGCUGUAUAUUCCAAAAAUCUUUUUCAAUACCUAGCAGCGUUUUCGGGUUCCUUUAACCUAAUUAGUUAUGGUGUGGUCAACGGAUGGACGUCGCCGUUUCUACCGUAUCUAACCUCAGCAAUCUUCAACAAUACCUGUUACUAGUGAACAGGGAUCAUGGAUAGCUAUAAUGAGUGCAAUGGGUUGCCCAUUAGGUGCAAUUUUGGGAAGUUAUUUAGGAGACACAUUAGGUAGAAAAAAAUCCGUUCUUAUGGUAGCUCCAAUAGCGUUCUUAGGAAAUAUUUGGCUGGCAUUUGCAAAUGAUAUUUGGAUGUUAUUUGCUAUAAGAUUUAUUAUUGGAGUAGCAGAUGGAUUCAGUUUUACUGUAUUUCCGGUAUAUAUCGGAGAAAUAUCUUCUCCAGAAAUUAGAGGAUUCUUGUCCUCACUUCCAACUUUAAUGUUUCUUUUUGGUAUUUUAUUUAUUAAUAUUAUUGGUUCCAUCUGGAAUAUUUUUACCUGCGCUAUAAUAUCAUCAAUUAUUCCCCUACUACACUUCAUUACCUUUAUAUUUAUGCCUGAAUCGCCAUACUGGUAUAUUAAAGUUAAACGAUACGAUGACGCAGAAAAAUCUUUGCAGAUACUACGAGGAGAUAAGGAUGUUAAAAAACAAUUAAUGGUUAUAAAAGAAACUAUAAGGGAAGAGGAGGAAAGAGGUAAACCUAAAGUUACUGAUUUAAUUACAGUUCCAAGUAACAGACGUGCCACUAUUAUUACUUUUCUUAUAGUUUUACAAAAUAAAGCUAGUGCCAAAAGUCCUUUAUUGUUUUUUACUAAAACCAUAUUUGAAAAAACUGGAAGUAAUAUUAGUCCGACAGUAUCUACAAUAUCAUACUCUGCAGUAGAAAUGUUGAUAGCUGCUCUAACAUGUUUUUUCAUUCUUGACAGAUUCGGCAAAAGAAUCUUGUGUAUAAUUUCGACUACUGGGUGUAUUAUAACCCUUUUAGCUAUUGGUAUUUAUUUCCAAUUAGAUGAUAUGAAGAGUGAAUGGCUUGCUUACUUAAAUUGGUUGCCCCUAACGGCUCUAAUUUUAUAUAAUAUUUUUUAUAAUGUCGGUAUAUCCUUUGCUCCGUUUUGUUUCGCAUGUGAGUUAUUUCCAACAGGAGUCAGGGCUAAUGCUCUUACAAUGACUGAGUUGUCUAUGUCCAUUUGUACUGUAAUAACAGGAAAAGCAUUUCAUUGGCUUGAAAGCUAUUACGGUUCAUUUGCUAUACCGUUUUUUACGUUUUCGGUUCUAAGUUUAUUCGUUUUUGUCUUUGUAAUUAAGCUUACUCCGGAAACUAAAGGAAAGUCUUUGGAAGAAAUUCAGCUUUUUCUGAAAAGUAAAACAAAAUAGAAUGCAAUACAACUUUGUACUUUAAUAUUGACAAUAUAUUUAUUAAUUAAAAGGUGUUAGUAUUUUU